AUGGACAGCAGCACAGUGUUGUUCUUGGACGAGCUCGAGGAUAUGAAAGACCACUGCCGGAUGGAGGAAGGCCGCGAUAGUCACAUUUAUCACGAGCUUGAUCAACUGCUCAGGAAAGGCCUUCGAUCGCUCAUAGUUGAAAGACGUCCGCAGAGUGAUACAGGCACUCAGGGCUCCGGAGAUCAGGUUCUCCAGCCCCUGUCUCGCAUUGUGCCUUCGGUGUUCAGCUUAGGCUACCGUGAUGCCAUGAACCAGCGAUCCCAACUAAUUCCGUCCAUCGCGAAGUCCCUAGCUUCAGUGCUGAAGACGACGAGGAACCCGACUUUGCAAAGCAGAAUCAACGACCUCCAAGCUUCGCAUAAUCCUCGAACAGAAGCGUCUCAAGCACCAGGGUCGAGCGACUUUAGAGCAGCAAUACAGACUGCCCUCUGGAAGAUCGCCCAGAAGCAACUAUAUGAUUCCCGGUCUUCGCGGAAAUUGAGCGUAUCAGAUGACGUGACCACUUCCGCCGAUGAUUACAGAGCUGAAGAGGAUCUUUUGUCGGAAGUAGGCAUGGACAACUUUCACGAUGAUCUGAACAGUGAAAAUCACGAGAUAUACGAUUCCGAUUGUUAUUUGGGAAGCAAUUCCGAGGAUCUCGAAUUCAUGGAGGAAGAUGAAACGAAUUCUGUUUUAUCCUUCGAAGGAAAUUAUUCACACCAUUCGAUUGAUAUGCUGGGACAUGACGAUCCAGAACUUGAUCAAAUUUGGGAAGACCAGACAAUACUUGACCAUACACAGAACAGAACCGCAAUAUCCGUGCCCAAUCUUUCAGAGCAACUCUCCUGCAACCUUUCCAUAAGUGAUGGCGAGAUGCUGGCAUCUGACUGCUUCGAAGACGAGCCUACGAGCCCACCAAUUCUUCCUUAUAGUCCUAGCUUAUCCGGGACUUGUGAGGCUCCCGUUGAGCACUGCGACUUGACGCUGUGUGACCACAACUGGAUUCUAUAAUUUGUAAUAAUAGGCAAUCGAGUUGCAGGAUAUGUAUCCGCAUGGGUGAC
Messenger RNA from Aspergillus novofumigatus IBT 16806, 1040 nucleotides. RefSeq lists its product as uncharacterized. Lineage: Eukaryota; Fungi; Ascomycota; Eurotiomycetes; Eurotiales; Aspergillaceae. The transcript is spliced from 2 exons. The coding region runs from base 1 to 990 and encodes 329 amino acids. The record is from RefSeq and is a predicted model, not a curated record.